Messenger RNA from Gigantopelta aegis, 1680 nucleotides. Its product is annotated as proline-rich protein 36-like. Gene Ontology annotation, molecular function: microtubule binding. The record is from RefSeq and is a predicted model, not a curated record. Lineage: Eukaryota; Metazoa; Mollusca; Gastropoda; Neomphalida; Peltospiridae. Gene Ontology annotation, cellular component: cytoplasm. Bases 31 to 1494 code for a protein of 487 amino acids. The transcript has 8 exons.
CCCGUCUUCGUGCCUCCCCCACCCCUUAUCAUGGCUGUGGAACCGCCAUGUGAAGGAUGUCUGAUUAAAGGGAAGUGUCAUAAGUCUGGAUACACGGAGCGAUCGAAAUUCAAGGAUGGAGGAUCAAUGACGUGUUCCUGUACAGGGAAGGACUGGUCCUGUACUGGAUUGGCGGCACCAGUCUUCAUGGAAGCGCCCCCUAGCAUGGCUCCACCCCCUAAUAUGCCUCCGCCCCCUAACAUGGCUCCACCCCCUAACAUGGCCCCACCCCCGGAAUGCAAAGGAUGUCUGAUUAAAGGGAACUGUCAUAAGUCUGGAUACACGGAGCGAUCGAAUUUCAAGGAUGGAGGAUCAAUGACGUGUUCCUGUACAGGGAAGGACUGGUCCUGUACUGGAGUGGCGGCACCAGUCUUCAUGGAAGCGCCCCCUAGCAUGGCUCCACCCCCUAAUAUGCCUCCGCCCCCUAACAUGGCUCCACCCCCUAACAUGGCCCCACCCCCGGAAUGCAAAGGAUGUCUGAUUAAAGGGAAGUGUCAUAAGUCUGGAUACACGGAGCGAUCGAAAUUCAAGGAUGGAGGAUCAAUGACGUGUUCCUGUACAGGGAAGGACUGGUCCUGUACUGGAUUGGCGGCACCAGUCUUCGGGGAAGCGCCCCCUAGCAUGGCUCCACCCCCUAAUAUGCCUCCGCCCCCUAACAUGGCUCCACCCCCUAACAUGGCCCCACCCCCGGAAUGCAAAGGAUGUCUGAUUAAAGGGAACUGUCAUAAGUCUGGAUACACGGAGCGAUCGAAUUUCAAGGAUGGAGGAUCAAUGACGUGUUCCUGUACAGGGAAGGACUGGUCCUGUACUGGAUUGGCGGCACCAGUCUUCGGGGAAGCGCCCCCUAGCAUGGCUCCACCCCCUAAUAUGCCUCCGCCCCCUAACAUGGCUCCACCCCCUAACAUGGCCCCACCCCCGGAAUGCAAAGGAUGUCUGAUUAAAGGGAACUGUCAUAAGUCUGGAUACACGGAGCGAUCGAAUUUCAAGGAUGGAGGAUCAAUGACGUGUUCCUGUACAGGGAAGGACUGGUCCUGUACUGGAUUGGCGGCACCAGUCUUCGGGGAAGCGCCCCCUAGCAUGGCUCCACCCCCUAAUAUGCCUCCGCCCCCUAACAUGGCUCCACCCCCUAACAUGGCCCCACCCCCGGAAUGCAAAGGAUGUCUGAUUAAAGGGAACUGUCAUAAGUCUGGAUACACGGAGCGAUCGAAUUUCAAGGAUGGAGGAUCAAUGACGUGUUCCUGUACAGGGAAGGACUGGUCCUGUACUGGAUUGGCGGCACCAGUCUUCGGGGAAGCGCCCCCUAGCAUGGCUCCACCCCCUAAUAUGCCUCCGCCCCCUAACAUGGCUCCACCCCCUAACAUGGCCCCACCCCCCCGGAAUGCAAAGGUUGUCCGAAGGAUGGUGGGGGUUGUGCCGACGAGGAGGAGACGCGGGAUGAUGGUUGCGUUUGUAUAGAACAAAACUGGGAGUGUCCGUAAGGCAAACACGAUACAUGUGUCUGUAUAGAACACACCUGGCCGUGGUGUCUUUAAAGCAUGGACAGAGCAACAUUGGCGUCCUGUCUGGACUUAACUAUUGCUGCAAAGCUUGCCACAAUUUUAAUACAGUCAAUACCGAACGAAAUAAAUGAAAUACGUACAA